Molecule: messenger RNA, 1827 nt
Organism: Conger conger (European conger)
Lineage: Eukaryota; Metazoa; Chordata; Actinopteri; Anguilliformes; Congridae
Gene: mtrf1
Product: mitochondrial translational release factor 1
Exons: 9
Coding region: 319-1665 (448 amino acids)
Biological process (GO): translational termination
Molecular function (GO): translation release factor activity
Source: RefSeq, a predicted model, not a curated record
AAACAACAACGUUGACCUGUCAAAGUGUAGCGAGGUCAGCGUGCCGUUUCCUCGUUGUCUUUUCAUUAACAGGUCAAGACAGUAAAGAGCGGACACUUAGGCAAAAAUCACCAUUAUUAGCUGAUUUAGACGAUGCACAUUAACCGCUAUUGACUGGCUGCUCGAAAUUAUUGUAUUUUUGCAGUUGCUUAGCCUGUUAGCUAAUCUUUACGUGCUUACGCUUAUCUGAAGGAAAUGGGCUAUGUUCUUGUUAAUGAAACUUAAGUUCUAAUUGUAUGGCUUUAUGGCUGAUGGUGGGGGAAUUCCUCACGCCUAAUUAUGUACAAAUUGGUUCGACUGUCAUUAGGAGUAAGUUCCUGCUGUCGAUUUCUUCACGGCGUGCAGAAGGCUGCUCGGACAAAACUAUUAACACCAAAGCUAAACUCGUCUUGGAUAUACCCGUCUUGGAACGGUGUCUUUUCGCUAGAACGAACAUAUUGCAAUAAAAGCACAGCGAUUGUGGAUCUUCUCCGGCAGGACUCUGUCCAAGUGUAUUUGCACGGUCUUGUCGUGGAAUACCAUGACAUCACGCAGCGACUGGAGAAUGGAUUGCUGGAGGACUCUGAAAGAAAACUGCUUAACAGGCGACACGUGGAGCUACUGCCUUUGGUUACCGCAUUUCAAAACACGGAGGACGCCGUGAAUGAUUUGAAAGAGGUGGAAGCCCUUCUCAAAAGGGCUGACGAAGAUGAGCAGAUGAUUGAGCUACUGAAAGAAGAGCAGGCACAGAUCGAAAAACGAAUCGAUGCAUUCAGAAACAAACUCCUCCAGUCAAUGAUACCCAGUGAUGAACACGACACAAACGAUGUGAUUUUGGAGGUGGUUGCAGGACGGACAACAGGAGGUGAUAUUUGUCAACAGUUCACACGAGAGGUGUUUGACAUGUAUCAGGAGUUUUCCAGCUACAAAAACUGGCAGUUCGAAGUGUUGAAUUAUACCCCUGCUGAAUACGGUGGACUACAUCACGCGGCUGCUAGGGUCUCGGGAGAUGGCGUCUACAAGCACCUGAAAUACGAGGGUGGGACACACCGUGUGCAGAGGAUCCCAGAAACUGGCCUGUCGUCCAGAAUGGAGAAGAUCCACACGGGAACGAUGACCGUCAUUAUUCUGCCCCAGCCCAGCAAGAUAGACAUCAGCAUUGACCCAAAGGAGCUGCGGAUUGACACGUUUCGAUCCAGAGGAGCGGGCGGCCAAAGUGUGAACACAACGGACAGUGCCGUUAGAAUAACACACAUUCCCACAGGGAUAUCGGCGGAGUGCCAGCAGACACGCUCGCAGCUGCAGAAUCGAGACACAGCCAUGCGCGUGCUGAGGGCCCGCAUGUACCAGCGCAUGCUGGACCAGGAGGGCGCGCAGCGACACACGGCUCGCAGGCUCCAGGUCGGGACCCGCUCCCAGUCGGAGAGGAUCCGUACGUACAACUUCACGCAGAACCGCGUGACGGACCACCGGACCGGAUAUACGAGCCGGGAGAUCAAGGAGUUUCUGAGGGGAGGGGAGCUGCUGGAUGACCUGAUGGCGGAGCUCAUGGAGCAGGCUGACAGGGAGGCGGUCCUGGAGCUCCUGGAGCAGGGCGGCCCAGGCGGGGAGGGGAUCGCCCGCGGAGCUCGCUCCCUGGACUCCUGAACGCAGGUCCGCGGGGUACGCUGGAGACUCAUCCCCACAGGAACCACCGAACCGCAUCCGAGUCCAGCAAUCAGGCCAUUUACCCAAUGAACAUGGACACGUUAUUGUACCAAAUACUGUAUUUAUAUUAGUUAUCUAAAUAAACAAAUAGUUGAUGCUGUU